AUGCCGGCCCAUGGUUUACCGCUGCUUGCUUGGCUGCUGUGCGCCUGGUCGUGUGCGUGUGCGUGCGCCCGUGUGCCUGUGUGCGCCUAUGUGAGGCGUCCCACCCUUCUCGACGACGCAUCCACGGCCCUCGCAAGAAAAAAAAAGAGUCAGGCCCCUUGCUGGUUGGCGUAUGACCUAGGAGCGCGGGCCCCUUGCUUGAGAUGUAUGACUCGCCAAGAGCUCGGGGACUCCCGUCGCGCUGUGAUCUACGAGCCUUUAAUUAUCGACACGGCUGCUGCAACGAGCCUGUCCUGGCGCGCGCGCGCGAGAGAGGGGAAGGCAAGGGAAGGGCACGGAGGGCAGGAGUGGGAGAGGGGGACGAGGACAGCCAAGGACAUGCCUCCUCCUGCCUCGACGGCUGCUCCUGCCACUGCCACUGCCACGCCCAUCGCUCCUGCUGCUCCUGCUGCUGCUCCUGCCGUUGCUCCUGCCAUCACCACCAUCGCCACCCUCCCCCUUCUCACCCCCGUCCCUCUUCAUCCUCAUCCCACCCCAUCUCCAUCACUACUCCAAUUCUGCUACCUCCGCCGCCGCCGCCGCCGCCAAACAAAAAUACAGCCGCACCUGCUUGUGCUCCUCGCCCCCCCAUGGCCGCCGCUCCGCCCGGGCUCGUCUCGCCUCGCCGUCCCCAGUGUCGAGCCCGUCGAGCCCGCGCCAGUGCCACAUGCCAGCGCUUGGUCCUGCCGCCGCGCGCAAAUGGGCGCACGCCUGCAAGGAAAGUGGCACAGUAGUGCCAGUCGUAGUGGGAGCACCUCGGGCCUCUUGAAUCGUCGACGGGCCGUCUCUGCGCCCUUCCUUGUGUCGCGUCCUUUGCGAGGCACCUAG
Exserohilum turcica Et28A is the source of this 867-nucleotide messenger RNA. RefSeq lists its product as uncharacterized. The record is from RefSeq and is a predicted model, not a curated record. The transcript has 3 exons. The coding region runs from base 1 to 867 and encodes 288 amino acids. NCBI's taxonomy places the organism in Eukaryota, Fungi, Ascomycota, Dothideomycetes, Pleosporales, Pleosporaceae.